AUGGAUCACAUAGCAGCAGCAGAAGAGCGACUUGUGAACGACAGGUUGAGGCAAAAAUUAAACGAAGUCAAUGCGGCUGCACAAACCCAACUCUCAGCUGUCCAAGACCAUAUCAAUUUCACUCUUCAGCAAGCGUACUUCAAAUGCGCUUACGAGUGCUUUGACAGGAGGAGGAAGUCAGAAGAGAUUGGGAGCUGUGUGGAACAUUGCAGUGUUCCUGUUCUAAAUGCUCAGAAUCUGGUUGAGAAUGAGAUGGCCAAGUUUCAGGUGAAUUCUGUCUCUUUCUCCUUUUUUUUUUUUUGGAAGGAUUUUCUUACAUGAAUAAUUAAGUCUAAUAGUUUACAUUCAAACCUUACUGUUAUUUUUCUUGAAGCUGUUCUGGGUCAUACUUAUACAUUCUUUUAUACUCUUUCUUUUCAAAUUUCAAUGCCUACUUUUCAUUCAUGAAUUUAAGGGCGUGCACACACACACACGGAUGCUCUUAAUGUAUAGAAGUGGGUAGGCACGUGUAAGGACAAAUUUUGUGUGAUCAAUUACACAAAAGAGGUGUCAAAUUACAAUCAUUUAAUCUUUAACUUUUGAUUAUAAGAUGUGGUGUUGAUUGUAUUUGGCGUGCUUUCACGAGUACACAAUAUUUUGAUUCUUGGUUGACUUAGUGAGGAUGAGGGUCAAAUUGUGUGUUUCUCGACCUUCAAUUUGAUGAUGACUUUGGUGUAUCCUUUCUUUGUACUUUGAGAUUAUCGGGUUGAAGAUGAUUUGAAGAAUCUCUUGGAGAAGGGCCUUUAAGGUGUAUUCUUCUCCUCAUAGACAAGAGCUCCCUUGAUCUGCCAUUCUUUUGUUUCUCCUCCCUUUGCUUUCUUGGAAGAGUUAUCUUAUACAAUGGCAUUUUACUUAAACACCUCUCUAUGGGCUCUAUAGAGUGGGCCAUCCAUAUUAAUAAAAAAUUAUGGACAUUACGUUAGGUUUGUAUAAUUUGGGCUUGUGGUAUUUAGGUUCAAUCUAAUUUAAUUUUGAAAACUUACGUGAUUAGAUUUUUGUACCCUAAUUUUAGACAUAAUUUUUUUUUUU
Molecule: messenger RNA, 1068 nt
Organism: Ilex paraguariensis (yerba mate)
Lineage: Eukaryota; Viridiplantae; Streptophyta; Magnoliopsida; Aquifoliales; Aquifoliaceae
Source: the annotation of a GenBank genome assembly